UAGAAAACGCCGGAAGCACAUGGCUGUGUUUACAUUUUGAAAAUUGUAAACACUGAUUUCGAAUGGCAUUUUGUUUUAACUUUCCAAAAGACUCAGAAGAUAAUGAUCAUGAUACAGACGACAUACUAUUGGAAGCUCCUGUAAGCAAGAAAAAGAAAUUUGAGCAAGUUGUGACUGAAUUUAAAGAAAUAACAGUUGAAGACUGCAAGACUGACUAUCCCUUUGAUUUAGAAGUGAACACGUAUCAGCUGACAGAUAGUAUUACAGUGUCUUGCUAUGAUGCAGGAGCAAUCGAGGAGAUUCUGAAGAAAGAUAAAGAUGACUCAUCAUCUGUUGUCAAAGCAACCAGUUGUCAUUCUGACUUAGUUCCAAAUGUAUAUGAAGGUGGACUGACUGUGUGGGAAUGUGGAAUAGAUCUUGCUACAUAUGUAGCCGAGGAAGUAGAUUUCACAGAUAAAAUGGUUCUAGAGUUAGGAUCUGGAGCAGGUAUUCCAGGGAUAUGUGCAAUGGUAUGUGGUGCUAAAGUGGUACAUUUCCAAGAUUAUAAUGAAGAAGUUUUAAAAGAAUACACAAUACCAAAUGUUACACAGCUUAAUAUGGAUGAUGAUGUUAAAUGUACAUGUAGAUAUUUCUCUGGGGAUUGGUCACAAUUUUCAGACAAAAUAGAUAAUGAGCGAAGGUAUGAUAUCAUACUAACUGCAGAAACCAUCUAUAAUCCAGAUAAUUACCAGAAACUACAUGAUGUAUUCACAAGCCAACUUGAUAAACAUGGAACUAUAUAUUUAGCAGCAAAGUCUAAUUACUUCGGUGUAGGAGGAGGUACAGGACUAUUUGAAGAUUUUACAAAUAAGAAGGGGCAGUUUUCCUGCAAGAUAUGUAAAACUAUAGAAGCAGGUGUUCCCAGAGAAAUAAUGCAACUUAAAUGGAAAAAUACAAACAUUGACAAGCUAACAGAGAAGACCUAGCAGUUUUAUUUCUAUUAUGCAAAUAAAUGAUCUGUUAUUUC
Messenger RNA from Mytilus trossulus (common blue mussel), 1006 nucleotides. Its product is annotated as histidine protein methyltransferase 1 homolog. Gene Ontology annotation, molecular function: protein-L-histidine N-tele-methyltransferase activity. The coding region runs from base 63 to 965 and encodes 300 amino acids. The record is from RefSeq and is a predicted model, not a curated record. The transcript has 9 exons. Gene Ontology annotation, biological process: peptidyl-histidine methylation, to form tele-methylhistidine. NCBI's taxonomy places the organism in Eukaryota, Metazoa, Mollusca, Bivalvia, Mytilida, Mytilidae.